AUUGCAGACAACAACAACGAAACAACGGUUUGACGCUAUCCUCUUUGAAAUGGCGCUGAGGUAGUUAAAGGCGCACUUUCUGCGUGUUACUUUCCUCUUUUAGCUCUCUUCAGGUUUUAGUUUUUGUGCCAGUGCUAUUGUCUAAACACGACCUUCGUUUUUGAGCAUCAUUCAGUUCAUAAACAAAAAUGUGUUGAAGUAAAUUGCUAAAAAUUGACGUCGCAUAAUAAGGCCGCGGUAGCCCCCGAGCUUGCGUAGAGAUUACAGCCGCUUUUCAGUGUUUGGCCUAGACGCAGAGCAGCAGCGGUUUGUCAUUCAAGUGAAUCCAGUAUAUAAUAUUAUCAGGAGUUCACCAACAGCAAUUUUACAUCUGCAUUAACAUUUGUACACACACCUAAAGUCAACAUGGCAUCAGUCCCACUGUACUGCUUGUGUCGCCUUCCCUAUGAUGUGACACGCUUCAUGAUCGAAUGUGACAAUUGUCAGGACUGGUUUCAUGGAAGUUGUGUCGGAGUAGAGGAGAACAAAGCAGUUGAGAUUGACUUGUAUCACUGCCCCAACUGUCAGGUCACCCAUGGGCCAUCAGUUAUGCGCAAACGACGUGGAGCCAAUAAGCAGACAGAUGGAAGCACUAGUGUAGGAAGAGAUCCAAGUCGACCUGUUAAGACGGGGAGUCCACAGUUUGUUAGGGAGCUUCGAAGUCGUACCUUCCCAAGCGCGGAUGAAAUCUUGCUCAAGCCAUCUGGGGCGCAGCUGACAGUCGAGUUUCUGGAAGAACAUUCAUUCAGCGUUCCUGUUAUGGUGCUGAGGCGGGAUGGCUUAGGCAUGACCCUUCCUCCGUCAUCAUUCAGUGUCAGUGACAUAGAGCACUGCAUUGGUACAGAUAAAGAGAUCGACGUCAUCGAUGUGUCUCGACAAUGUGAUCUAAAGAUGCGUCUGGGAGACUUUGUUGAGUACUACAACAGCCCUAACAGGGAGAAAGUGCUUAAUGUCAUCAGCUUGGAGUUUUCUGACACCAGGCUCUCAAACUUGGUGGAGACUCCCAAGAUUGUGAGAAAACUUUCGUGGGUUGAAAAUCUCUGGCCCGAGGAGUCUGUUUUUGAGCGCCCGAAUGUGCAGAAGUACUGUCUGAUGGGAGUGAAAGAUAGCUACACAGAUUUCCACAUCGACUUUGGAGGCACUUCAGUUUGGUACCAUGUGCUGAGGGGUGAGAAAAUCUUCUACCUAAUUUCACCCACUCCAGCCAACCUGGCUCUUUUUGAGCGCUGGAAUUCCUCAUCUAACCAAAACGAGAUGUUCUUUGGAGAUCAAGUCGACAUGUGCUAUAAGUGCUCUGUCAAACAAGGAAACACAUUGUUCAUUCCAACAGGAUGGAUUCACGCAGUGCUGACUCCGGUGGACUGCCUGGCCUUCGGAGGAAACUUCUUGCACAGUCUCAACAUUGACAUGCAGCUGCGGGCUUAUGAAAUAGAGAAGAGACUAAGCACUGCAGACUUAUUCAAGUUUCCUAACUUUGAGACCGUUUGUUGGUAUGUUGGCAAACACCUUCUUGAUACGUUUAGAGGUUUGAGGGAAAACCGUAGACACCCCGCCAGCUAUCUUGUUCAUGGAGCUAAGGCCCUGAAUAAUGCCUUUCGAGGCUGGACUCGUAAAGAGGCCAUAGCAGAUCAUGAAACGGAGAUACCAGAAACCAUCAAUACUCAGACAUUAGUAAAGGAUCUGGCCAAGGAGAUUCGACUGGUUGAGGAUAUAUUCCAGCAGAACAUCGGCCGCACAGGUACUCAGUUUCCCGGUGCGCCUCUCUCUAAAGUUCCCCUAAGCGCCUCCCAGAACUCGGGACGCCCCCCUGGAAAAAAGAAAGGGCCCAAACCCAAAGAGGUGUUGGGGGCCUUGGCGUCCCCAUCAACCAAAAAGAAGAGUCAGAAGGGACUACUGAAGGCUGAAGCUGAAGAUAUCGACAUGAUUGAAAUCCACACCAAACACACACUGAAAAAAUUUCAACCUGGCAAGUCCAAACACAAGAACAAGUUGGAGCUGCCAUUGGAAGAAUUUGAAGGGAAGAUAAAUAAAAACAAAUUUAAACUUGUCCUGAGUAAUGGAAAGAUCCAAGGUAAGAACGGUGGUAGCAGUAACGGUGCGGGGAGCGCUGCGAACUUCAAACAUCUGGCCACGGAGGAAUCCAGUCUUUCUGAAUUGGAGUCUGAGGAUGAGCUGCAGAUUGAUGAGACCCCCCCUCCACGGCGAAAGCCAGCUGGGCCGAACAAGAAGAAGAAGCUAAGCGGUCUUCCCAGGAAGCUGCCUAGAGCUAAACCUUGUUCUGAUCCAAAUCGCAUCAGAGAGCCAGGAGAGGUCGACUUUGACAUUGAGGAGGACUAUACUACUGAUGAAGAGGCAUUAGCAGCCCAUGGAGUGAAGGGUGGUGCAGGAGGCAUUCUUGACCUAUUAAAGGCCAGCAAGCAAGUGGCAGGCUUAGACUCUGCAGCACUCAGUGAGGAAGCCCCAGCUUCUCCCAGCACUCGAGACGCCAUCCAGGGUAUGCUCUCCAUGGCAAAUCCCCCUUCCUCGUCCUCCUCUUCCUCCUCUUCUUCUCCUUCGUCCAUCUCUGGAGGCCUGACAGAAGGGUUAGGAGUCGUCAAAGAGAAGGGCGGCAGAACUGUGUGGUUGACGGGAGGAAACAAGAAGACUGCGAGUCCUGAAAAGAAACCUGUCAUCCAGCGACCCGGAAAGCGACCAAUCAAAAGGCCAGCCCGUCACCUGAGUGAUGAAGAAAGUCCAGAUGAACAAGAGACACUUGGAACUUGUUUUAAAGAUUCAGAUUAUGUUUACCCCUCGUUGGAGUCUGACGAAGAGGACCAUGUCAACAAGACUAAGAUGAAGAGGAAGAAAAACUGGGAUGACACACCUUGGAGCCCUAAAGCAAGAGUGAUGCCCACUCUUCCUAAACAAGAGCGACCUGCCAGGGAGGGAGCGAGAGUUGCCUCUGUAGAAACAGGCCUCGCUGCAGCAGCUGCAAAGUUAGCUCAACAGGAGCAGCAAAAGCCUGCUAAAAGGAAGUACACCAAAAAGCAGCGUCCUGCUCCUGUUGCCAGUCCUCCCCCUGUUCACAAUGAGCCCGCCCCCCCCUCCCCAACACCUGCUCCUGAGUCUGCAGCAGAUGUCAGUCCAGACAGGAGGAUGGAUUAUUACUCUGCUAGUCUAUUAGACCAUGAAUACACAGCAGGACCAGGACCUUUUGGCCCUGGAGGACCCAGGGGGACUGGAGCCAUGGCUCCUGGUGUGUUCCUCACUUCGCGGAGACCUUCAGUGUCACCCCAGAACAGCAGCUCUCAUUUUGGUGCGUCCCCUGCAAGUUUAGCCAGCCAAGGAAUUACUGGAAUUGGUCAAGGCAAACGCCCAAAGAAAGGUCUUGCAACUGCAAAACAGAGACUUGGGAAAAUUCUGAAAAUACACCGCAAUGGCAAACUUCUAUUGUGAGAAAUGUUAAUAUGUUUGAAGACAUUAAGAAUGAAGAAAAGGCCUAUGUAUGAUCUAGGUCUGAAGGAAAGAGAAUUAUAUUUUCUACUUUUGUUUCAGUUCUUUGUUGUUUUCACUUAUGAUCUAAUUCAUAGUGAUCAUAUCUUGUCUUUUACCACUUCUCUGCCAGACUGCCUUUAGCCACAUCUGCAUUAAGGCACAUCUGUCUGUGACUUUAAGGAAAUCACUUUGAAAGUGUUCUAUUUACACCUCAAGUCUGGGUUUAUUUUUCAAAAUAACGUUUGAUUUUGAUAUCUGAUCAUUUGCAAAUCAGUAUACAUUUUAUUUAGCUAAAUUAAACAGACAUUUAAGCUUCUUUAAAAUGUUUUAUUUAGGAAAAGAAAUUGCACUGUCCAUUAUACAGUUUUCUAAGGGAAAGUUUGCAUAGUGUGUGUCUCAAAACAUAGUGUACUAUUGUUUUAGCAGCCUGUUUACCCUGGUUAUUUACAAAAAAUCAUAGUUUUUAUAAUGGGUGUUAUUAGAAGAUACCAUAUCAUCAUUCCUUGACAUCAUUGUAUUUAUUAUUUACUUAUUUAUUUACCAAGGCAGAUUUUCUGUUUCCCUAGCCUGUUUUUAUGUAGCAUCUUCAUGAUCUGUACUUCGAUUACUUUACCCAGCCUUUACAAAAACAUCCCUUUCUAUGUUUUUCUACAUAAAACAUUUUUUUGUCAUUGUAAAUAUUUGUAUUAUUUGUAAUUUAUAUAGCUACUUUGAAAAAGCAGAAAACAUGAAAUGAUGAGAAUAAUUUCCUGCAUGUUGCCAUUCAGUUUGGCAGCUUUAUUGGGUCACGUGUAGAAAUGUGUUUUCUUAUUACCGAAUGUACUAGUCAUCACAGGUUGGAAGUGUAGAUUCAAAGAGGAUUGUGAGGGUGCAGGAAAUUAAUUAUUAUGUAAAUAAGUUUUUUUUUGUAGUUCAAAAACUUUUAAAUCUUUGGUAACUUGUACAUGAUACAUUGCUGUACUUAGAAGACAUGAUAGUUCUUUUUUAUAUUUGUAUUCACUAACUGUCAUACAAUGUUCAUGUUGUCUUGUUAGUGUAAUAUUGUAAGUAUGCUGGAAUAAUUGCCCUUGAUAAAUGUCAUCCAUUUAGUUUUAUAUUGUUUAUAUUAUUAAUUUUGUUUUGUUUUAGUGAAUGUUUGUCUUUAAACGUGAUGUGUUUAAUUAUACCAUUUUUAAAGAUAAAAUUUACUUUGGGCAAAUUAAUUUUUUAUGGAAUUUAUUUUCAGAUUAUCAAAAGAAGGAAGAAAUUUGAGGGCAAAAUUCUUUUGUGUUCAUUAAACGUCUGUCUACUGGAAAUUUUUUUCCUAACAUUUGGGGGUGAAAGAAAAGUAGGAUUAGGUAUUUUCUGGUAUACACAAUGGAUAUUUUGUUGUAAUAAACACACCUGUAGGCGAA
Messenger RNA from Nothobranchius furzeri (turquoise killifish), 4907 nucleotides. It is a transcript of the gene phf8, whose product is annotated as PHD finger protein 8. Gene Ontology annotation, molecular function: transcription coregulator activity; histone demethylase activity. NCBI's taxonomy places the organism in Eukaryota, Metazoa, Chordata, Actinopteri, Cyprinodontiformes, Nothobranchiidae. The record is from RefSeq and is a predicted model, not a curated record. Gene Ontology annotation, biological process: protein demethylation; regulation of transcription by RNA polymerase II.